Schistosoma haematobium is the source of this 895-nucleotide messenger RNA. RefSeq lists its product as uncharacterized. Lineage: Eukaryota; Metazoa; Platyhelminthes; Trematoda; Strigeidida; Schistosomatidae. The record is from RefSeq and is a predicted model, not a curated record. The transcript has a single exon. The coding region runs from base 24 to 647 and encodes 207 amino acids.
ACAAUUAUUGUGUUUAAUUCAAAAUGUCAAUCGAUUGCAAUUUAUCACCUACCAUUGAACCAAUUCGUCAAUUAUUUACAAAUAAAUUAUUACAGAAACCAAUAAAAUAUAAAAAUAUUCAAAUAGAAGCCUAUGAAGCAUGUAUGAAAAGUAUACAAAAUAUUCAAGAUCAAUAUAAUAUUGAUUUAAAUCAAUUAAAUACAUUAAAUUCAAUAAUAAUUAAUGAUAAAUCCUAUUGGAAAUGGGAAAUAAUUAAUUCAACUAUUGAAUAUAUACCAUCAUUUUAUUAUCAUCAAAAUUAUGAUCGAUCUAAUAAAAUGAUAAAUAAUCAUCAUCAUAAUAAUAAUCAAUUCAAUAAUCAAUAUUCUAUAAAACAUUCAAUGAUAAUUCCAUCAACUCCAUGCAAAAAAUCAAAUCAAAUUGAUCGAAAUCAUCAUACAACCGAUAAUAAUGGAAUAUAUAUUAAAGAUCAAUUCACUUGUAAACAAUCUAUUCCAUUGAAUAAUGAAAUGAAACAGAUAACAUUACAUAAUAAUCAAUCAUGUAAUUUAUUUACACUAUGGCAACCAAAAAUAAAACGUGAAAAUUACAUUCAUUUAAACAAGAAUCAAUUAACAAAUAAAUUAAAAAUCAAUCAUCUUUCAUAAAUUAUCGAUCUAAAAGUUUAGAUCAUUAUUCAAAUCAUUUAAUACAAUUAAAUCAAUAUCAUAAAACUAAAAUAAAAAAUCACUUUUCUUCAUGUAUUGAUCUUUAUCAAAUGAAUAAUAAACAAAUAAAAAAUCAAUAUGAAACCAUUGAUUCUCUAUCGAAAGAAAUCAAUAAAAAAUCAAAAAAUGAACAUGUGAUUAAAAAAUCUAAGCAAAAAAUAAUCAAUAAUCAUUUAUUGAUUACAUGA